Messenger RNA from Vicia villosa (hairy vetch), 777 nucleotides. RefSeq lists its product as uncharacterized. The record is from RefSeq and is a predicted model, not a curated record. The transcript is spliced from 2 exons. NCBI's taxonomy places the organism in Eukaryota, Viridiplantae, Streptophyta, Magnoliopsida, Fabales, Fabaceae. Bases 1 to 777 code for a protein of 258 amino acids.
AUGAAAUUUGACACAACAUACUCUAAAAGAGGAGGACCCCCUACUUUGAGACUGCACGGCCAGACCUGUCAUCGAAUUGGUACAUUACUACCAGAAACCGGAAAUCCUCCCCAAUAUGCUCAAUUGUACAUCUACGACACCGACAACGAAGUUGAAAACAGAAUAAAAUGUUUCAAGGACAACAAAGGCAUCCAGCGACACAUUGUCAACAACCUGAAGAUAAUGUUAGAUGAGCACAAUGUUCAUGCCAAAGCUUUUAGAAUGGAAAGGGAUGUUUUAAAGACUAAUUUUUUCAUGGAUUUAAAACCGAGGCUCAUUUCUUAUAGACCCGAAGAUGGCCGUGUUUAUAAUACACCGGCGGUGUCGGAGGUUGCUACACUCAUUGUGGGGGAUAUUGAUUCUGCUGAUAAAAGAGAUAUUUUAAUUCAUCGAUUCAAUGGUGGUUUGCAACGAAUAGAUGAGUUUCACCCAGCAUAUUUGGCGUAUCAGUACCCUCUUAUAUUUCCAUAUGGGGAGGAUGGUUACAGGAAAAAUAUAAUGCAUAAAUAUCGCCCCGAAACUGAAGUUACUAGGAAAAACCGCCAGAGCAUUAAGGAUUGGCUUUCUUACCACUUACAACAACGUCGCAAGGAAGCAAAAACACUACUUUACUCAAGACGUCUAUUUCAAAAAUUCUUAGUCGAUGGUUAUGCUAUGAUGGAAUUCGAACGAAUUAAUUGGUUGAGGGAUAAUCAAUCAAAGUUAAGAGUAGACAAAUAUAAUCACUUGAGCAAUUAA